This is a messenger RNA of Lotus japonicus, 1636 nucleotides long. RefSeq lists its product as uncharacterized. Gene Ontology annotation, cellular component: ribosome. The transcript is spliced from 2 exons. Gene Ontology annotation, biological process: translation. Gene Ontology annotation, molecular function: 5S rRNA binding; structural constituent of ribosome. The coding region runs from base 408 to 1445 and encodes 345 amino acids. NCBI's taxonomy places the organism in Eukaryota, Viridiplantae, Streptophyta, Magnoliopsida, Fabales, Fabaceae. The record is from RefSeq and is a predicted model, not a curated record.
UAGAGAGUAGAGACAGAGUAUUAGAGACAAUAGUACGCCACAAAGACAAGGGUCAAUAGUCAAUACAAAGCUCCAAAAAGGAACCUGUGUAGUGUGUACACAAACCUUUCCUAGUUCCUUGCUACGACACGAGUGCUGUAUGUCUUCGAGGUUCAAACUCCAACCUAAGACAUUUCAGAUUGCUUUAAAUCUAUUCGUUCAAUUUUUCAAUCCAACCAGUUGUGUCUCAAUUAUGUCGGACAUCACUGUAACAUGUUCUUUAGUGUUGUUAAAAUUCAGUUAGUAAGUGCACGCUUAGUGUUCGAUGUUUUGCUUCACUGAACAUUUUCACAUUUUGGGUUGCUUAACUACAUUGGAAACGUGGGCAGCUACUUGUUUCUACUGCCUCUCUUUUCAAAACUCUGAUCAUGGUGUCCAUGCUUGCAAGGAAAUGCGCUUCCUUACACAGCCAACACUCGCUCUUGAGGACACUCAAUCUCUGCUUCAAGUCCCUUUCCACCACCAUUCCUGAUAAUAAGGACGAUGAGGCUGCCGUGAGCUCUCCCUCUGUGCCACCUUCUGAAUGUUCUAGUAGCCUUCAUAUUUCCCCAUUUUUCUCCCAAUUCAAUCAUCCCACUAGUGGAUUUGAUAUCGAACUUGUGGAUCGUGAUGCUUGGGGGAUCUCAUCUGGGGUGGCACAAGCCUGGCGCGCUGCUUCAGAAGCUAGUUCUGCUGAUAAGCAAGCGACCAGUGAAGACCAGCGACAGAAUGAGGUUGAGGGUGAACUUGAUUUUGAAGAGUUAGACAACAUGAGAAUUCGUGGCAAUCUGUUCUUUAAGCUUGAGCGCAGUUCCAAGGAGUUUGAAGAGUAUAAUUUAGAGUUUCAUCAGAAGAAAUCUAACAAGAAAAAAAACAACCAAAAUGAAGAAAACAAGGCUAAAACAGAAAACAAGGCAAAAGCAACUUCAAAUGUGACCCCCAAGGAUCAGAAGGUUCCCAAAGUUCGUGAACUCACAAGAAGUAAUAGUGUUAUUGAACCUCGGAUGGAUGAAACCAAGGAUGUGUCUCCAUUGAACAAGAGACAGAGGAAUCCCACUUUUAACCAGCUUACAGGUCCUUAUCAUGAACCAUUUUGCUUGGACAUUUUCAUAUCAAAUGCCUCUGUUCGUGCUUGCAUUAUUCACAGGGUAACUAGCCAGGUUGUUGCAGUGGCACAUUCCAUUUCCAAGGAUAUCAAGUUUGACCUGGCUAAUUCAACCAAGAGUAAAACCACUUGUGCUGCCGUGGGGGCAAUUCUGGCUCAGAGAGCUUUGGCUGAUGAUAUUCAUGAUGUGAUUUACACUCCAAGGAAAGGGAAUAGGGUGGAAGGGAAGCUUCAGAUUGUUCUUCAUUCUAUCAUGAACAAUGGCAUUAAUGUCAAGGUAAAGAUUAAACAAAGACAGAAGAAGUCCUUCAGGCACAUUUGACCUAAGACGCAUGCCUGUUCGGUUGGUUAUGUGUGAUGAAUUUUAGGGGAUUUGAAUUCUCUUAUGUAUGCUAGCUAAGGUAGAAUUUGAAACAUUUUGCAACUGUGAACUUGUACCAAUUUAUAUUCCACCUUUGCAAUAUGUGAAUAAGGUUCAUAAACUAAAUAAAAUUGCAUGUGAUGAUUAAAGUA